GCCGAGGGCAGAGCCGGGAGCAGAGCCGUAUCCUUGAGCGGCGGGGGCGGCGGCCGUGCGGGACCGCGGCGCGGCGGGCGGCGGCAGCAGGAGGAGGAGCAGGAGCACAGAUCGGGAGGAGGAGCGGCGGGGGCUCCCCCUGCAGCCCGGCCGGGGUCCUGUUCUACACCCACCCCAAUGGUAUCAGAAUGUCUUCUGGACUUCCUGCUGAUGAAAAACAUUAGAAAACAAGACUAGCGUCUGUCAAUGGGGUUCCCUCUCGACUUCUCUCUACACACCUUUCCUUUUGGGGGAGAAGAGGAGAAGAAUAGUAUGAAAAGUGCAAAAUGUUUCAAAUUCCUGUUCAAAAUCUUGAUAAUGUCAGGAAGGCUCGAAAAAAGGUGAAGGACAUUCUUGUGGAUCUUGGGCUUGACAGCUGCAGGGAAUCGUUGAAGAAUCUUCAAAGUUUUGACGCAGGUGAAAGCUACUUUUAUAACACUUCGUGGAGCGAUGUCUCUCUUUGGGAACCUGUGGGUAAAAGGAAAAGAUACAGAACAAAGCCGUACUGCUGUAGCUUAUGCAAGUUCUCAUCAAAAUUGCUUACUUCAUUCAAGAAUCACUUGCAUCGUUACCAUGAGGAUGAAAUGGACCAAGAGAUGGUGGUUUCUUGCCCAAAAUGUGCGUUUUCUUCUCAUCCCAAAGUAGUAGGAAAACACAUCCGGAUGUUUCAUUCAUCUAAUAAAAGAAUACAGAACUAUACAGUCAGCAUUUUGGAUGGCAUGAAACAAUUUAGGACUGACAUCAUAAACUUCACAUGUCUAAAAUGUCAUUUCACAGACACCUUAUAUUACAAUAUGAAGAAGCACGUGCUGAUGAACCAUUUUGAAAACUUAGUAAGUAUAUAUUUUGGUGAGAAACCUGACGACAGUACAGCAAAUUCAGUUGAGUACUACUGUAAAAAGUGUAACGCUUCUGCAAACAGCCCAGAUUCUUUAAUGUAUCAUGUCUUGACAGCUGAAACACACCGAGACCUAGAGAACAAACUUCGGUCUCUGAUUUCAGAACAUAUUAAGAAACCUGGACUAGUGAAAAAAAUGUCUAUUGCUCCAAAGCCUCUCCAAGGUGUGACAGUGGCUGCUCCAUCUGCAGGGCCUGCCGUUGUCCCAGCAGGUUCCGUCACAGCUCCAGCUUGCAUCCAGCUUUCAUUUCCACAGAAUAAUCAAAACCAGAGUGCAGUGCAGCCAAAAGGAGUUCAAAACACAGUUGGAUCACUGACUGUUCCAAGUGCCUCUGGUAGCCUUCCACAUACAACUUCUGCUCCCGUCGUUACGCCGUCACACGUCGCUCUCGUACCCAGCAAUCCUCCUGUAGGUCAGAACAUUAGUAUUCAGCCAUCUCCUUCCCAGCCUAUCAUUGUUUCUCAUGGGCUCCCUCUUAAUCAUUCUGUUGGGACCAUAAAUAGAACUGUGGCCCCUGCAGUUCUUCCUCUUAAUCAACCUGUCAGGCCUGGGCUCUUUCCUGUUAAUCAACCCAUUGGUACUAUAAAUGGUCCAGUUCCAGCUGGAACACUACCUAUUACUCAGCCCGUCGGCCCUGUGAAUCGACCAGUUGUACCAGGAGUCCUCCCAGUGAAUCAACCAGUUCCUCCAGGAGUUCUCUCUGUCAACCAGUCGCUUGGGAACAUGAAUAGACCCAUUGAUCCCAGAGUCUUCCCUGUGGCACAGACGGUUGGGUCAGGUGUUCUCCAACUUAACCAGCCUGUUGCAUCUGGUGUGGUUCCUGUCAGACAGCCCAUUGGACCUGGGUUUCUUCAGCUUAACCAACCUGUUGCCCCAGCAGUUAUCCCAGUAAAUCAGCCAGUUCAACCUCCAGUUUCUCAAAACGCAACUUUUUUGACUGCAGGCUCUAUACUGAGGCAGUUGAUUCCCACUGGAAAACAGGUUAAUGGUAUACCUACGUACACACUAUCCCCAGUUUCAGUUACUUUGCCAGUACCUCCUGGUGGUGGAGUAGCAACUGUUGCACCCCCGCAGGUCCCCAUCCAGCUCAUGCAGUCUGGGUCGGUGGCUCAGCUGUCCCAGUCUCCAGCCGGCGCACCCUCUCCUCCCAUGGUUCUGACCUCUGAGAAUGUGUCCUUACAGGCCUCCCCUCCUGGUCCUGAAACAAGCCAGGCUAUCAGACAGGCCAAGCAGUGGAAGACUUGCCCUGUUUGCAAUGAGCUUUUCCCAUCAAAUGUCUACGAGGUGCACAUGGAGGUGGCCCACAAACCACGCGAAGUAAAAGUAGAAAUCCCGGAACCUGACAAACUUGCAGCUUGCGCACCCUUUCUAAGGAUGACACAAACGGCGAUCAGGUGUUGUGCCUGUAAAUGUUUUCUCUGUGAGGAAGAGCUCAUGAAACAUCUCUUCAUGCAUGGCUUAUCUUGCUUGUUUUGCACAGGUACUUUCUAUGACUUAAAAAGCCUCGUGGAGCACAACAAAACCAGACACAAUGGCAGAAAGCAAUUACAUGCGAAUUACAGCAACAGAGGAUUUCAACUGGUUUACGAUGGUCAGGGUAGCCUGGUGUUUCCACACUUUGAUUUCAAUACAAUGUUACCAAAUGAAGACAUGGGUGAAAGAGAAGUACAUUUGGCAGUUCUUGUUGGAAUAAGUUCAACGAUUCUUGUCCCUGUUUACAUCAAAGUGAAACCUCAGACAGCAGAAGUGAAUAGGAGAUGCACCAGAAAAAUGUUUACCUGUCCCUUUUGCUUAGGUACGUUUGCUGGUAAAGAAACCUAUGAAAAGCAUUUGAAAGAGAGGCAUCAUAUAAUGCCAACUGUACAUACAAUUUUAAAGUCUCCUGCUUUCAAGUGCAUCCACUGUUGUGGUGUGUACACUGGAAAUAUGACUUUAACAGCUAUCGCUGUACAUUUGCUCCGCUGUAGAAGUGCUCCCAAAGACAAAGACACCAACUCAAGCCUGAAGAUGCAGCUUGAGCGUACCGAGAGGAAAGAGCUGCUGUUUGUGAAUGGUGAAAAGCACGUUUCUGUGAUACUGAAAAGAAGGCAGUCGGAUUCCUGCUUUGUUGCAGAAGACCAAAGGAAUAAGGAACAGCAGGCUCUGAGCUUAAGUGCUGGCAUAGCUCUGUCUCCAGAGAAAGAAGUGAAUUCAGGGGUAGUGCCUUUCAAACGACAAAAAAUUAGGACUGAGGUGAGGAAGCUUCCUUCUAGUGAGGAUCUUCGCUUUCUGGCGGUAGAUCCUAAUCAGUAUGAUCACAAUUCGUAUGAGGCGCAAAAACAGUUCUUGUUAGACUAUUUUCACAAGAGGCCAUAUCCUUCUAAAAAAGAGGUGGAAUUACUUUCCUUGCUGCUAUAUGCGUGGAAAAUUGAUGUUGCAUCAUUCUUUGGAAAAAUGAGGAAUAAAUGCUUGAAGGCGAUAAAAAAUCUCCAGCCAUCUGUGCUGCUGGGUUUCAGUAUGUCUGAACUAAAAACUGUUAAGCACAGUUUGAUUUUCAAUGAUGAACCAUUAAAUGAUGAACCAUUAGAUACAUAAACAAGCUUUUUCUAACAGCUAAAAACAAUCCAUAAUUGCAUACUUACCAGUUUAGCAGUUUAUUAUAUUAUUUGUUUUAACUUGCAGACUGACCUGUUGAAGGGUACAGUAGUACAAAAAGUAUCGUUCAGUUGUGACUGUUCUUGUGAAAGGCACACGUAGUUGUGUAUUUGAAAAAGCUAAAACCUUCAGACGUACACAUCUGGAAUUUGUUUUAGCGUUUUACUUUUUCUGGAGUAGUGUUGUGGGGUUUGUUUUUUGGGGUUUUUUUUGUGAAUUUUUUUUUGUUCCACUUCAUUUCCCUUUCUUCCCCUUCAGACUCCCCUUACACUUUUUAUACCACCAUGUAAAACACUUGUCCUGUUAAAAACAAAUUUUAUUUUUCUGCAAUGUCGUCAUCUUCUCUCAAUAAUAAAAUGUGUAAGUUGGUUAAAAUACCGAGGUAAACUAUGUGAAAAACAUGUAUGUGAUUAUUUGUGUUUUUAAGUCCUCCUGAUUCUGAAAAAAUGAUUGCGGCCUUUCCAUUCGUUGCCCCUUCAAAUUCCCAAUGCGCUGGUAGCAAUGGCAAUCUUUUUUUUUCUUUUUUUUUCCUCCUCAAUCAAAAUACCUGUGCCAUUUAAGUCUAGUGACUUGUAGUUUCUUCUGAGUAUUAACGUGGUGAGGAUUGAGGGGCUUGCAGGUGCCUAUUGAAGUGUUAUAAUGAACCGACUUUAAAUGGUUAUUAUCUGUUAAAAAGAUCUUGCUAACAAGAAGUGUUUACUCUUUUUAUUGGUGUUGAAGCCUGGUUGUUUAAAUACCUAUUGUUCUAGGCUUGGUAGCAGCAUUUGUUUUAUUUUCUUUUUCAAAAAGAAGAGCUGCUUUGGAGAGUGUCAGGUUGCUUUGAUACAUGGAGUAUAUGACUUCUGUGCACACCACUUACCUGUAGAAACCCUAUCCAAAUAUCACCAAAAUUUGGUGAAAAAUCUGACUUUUAUUUUGAAUUACUGUUUUAUGAGGUAGGAACUGAGCAGAGCCUCUUCCCCAGCAAAUUAGAUCCCUGGCUUGAAGUCCUUUGGAUGAGAAAUUGUACAGACUGAAACUGGAUUAAUUAGUAGCAUCAAGACUUUAAACUGUUGAGUACCUGAACCAAUGAUAUUCAUGUAGUGGUUGUUUUUUAUUAGCCUAUAGAGAGCAUCAGAAUAGUAUAAAACUGAAACAGACUUAUCUUCAAUGUGAAGGAACAUCCCUGUUACAGAUCACAGAAAAGCUGUUGGGAAGGUUCACUUGACUUGAAGCAUGAAGUGGUGGCCACAUUGAGGCCUUGUUGAGUACUGUCCUUUCUUUCUGGAUAUGCUUGUUUUCAUCUGGCUUGUCAAAGAGUGCCUCCAGUCUUAAUUAACAGCCAGUUACAUAAUAAAUGACCUGUAAGAUGAAUUAUUUUUUCUUCUUCCUCUUCAUCCCCCUCUCCCCACCCUUUUUUCUCAGAAGAAAACAGAAGAAUUCACUUGGUGCCAGUGUUUGUUACAAGGAAGGGGUGAUAUGCCCAAGCUUAUUUCUGUUUUUUAAAGUAGUGAUCAUACUUUUGCCCAGUGCAAUAGUUUUUAAAGCAGAUGCAGAAUGUUUUUACUGCUGUUUCUGAACAGGUGUGACAUUUUUAGCAGAACUUUCUCCCUGAGGUUCUAUAAACUGUUUGGAAUUAUAUUUUGGAUAAAAUCUUAAUAUUUUCAUAUCGAUUAGUUCAGAGACUUUUAAUGUAUUUAAUGUAUUUAAAGUAUGGUUACUAGAGAGGAUCUGCUGUUUGGAAAAAUGUGGUGCUUUAAUAGCAGGGUUAAACAAGUAUAAGCACCAUUAAUGGGAUCAUCCACACGCCCCACCCCAAAAACUGACAGUGAUUAAGAAACAAUGUGUUCUUACAGUCUAAUAAUAACUCAUUAAAAAAAAAUUAUAUUUGACCAUAGCACAGUUCAUAAAACUUUCCAAAGGGCUUUGAGUGAGGAAGAGAGAUGCUCCAUAGAAGUUCUGAAAUGUAGGCACUCAUUCUCACUCUUAUAGCCUUGGUCCGGUGAGCCCUGUCAUCUUUGGGGUAGUUCUGCUCGUAUUGGUGAAACUCCAAUGGAGGAAUUUGGCAGCAUGCAUCUGGGGAAGGCUUACCAUGAGUGAUGAAAGAUUCUAGCUGUAACAGCAUGGCUGUGGGGAGCUAAGAAGUUAUUUCAGGGUUCAUCCACGCUCGAGGCGCCAAGGGAACAGUGCAGUCUUACCAGAGUUUUUCUACAUAGUAUCCAGUAUUGAUGUUAAGCAUUUUAUUUAUUGUACUUUGAUUUCACAAUUUUAAAUAAACCAGAUUUCUAACUUUC
Pipra filicauda (Wire-tailed manakin) is the source of this 5845-nucleotide messenger RNA. It is a transcript of the gene ADNP2, whose product is annotated as ADNP homeobox 2. The transcript is spliced from 5 exons. Gene Ontology annotation, molecular function: DNA binding. The record is from RefSeq and is a predicted model, not a curated record. Gene Ontology annotation, cellular component: nucleus. The coding region runs from base 327 to 3512 and encodes 1061 amino acids. NCBI's taxonomy places the organism in Eukaryota, Metazoa, Chordata, Aves, Passeriformes, Pipridae. Gene Ontology annotation, biological process: regulation of gene expression.